AUGGCCUGCUGCGCUACUAGCUUCUGCGGCUUUCCCACAUGCUCCACCGGUGGCACCUGUGGCUCCAGCUGCUGCCAGCCCAGCUGCUCCCAGUCCAGCUGCUGUCAACCCAGCUGCUCCCAAUCCAGCUGUUGCCAGCCCUGCUGCUCCCAGUCUAGCUGCUGCCAGCCCUGCUGCUCCCAGUCCAGCUGCUGCCAGCCCAGCUGCUGCCAACCAAGCUGCUGUGGAACCGGCAGUGGCCAGGAGGGUGGCAGUGGAGGCGUGAGCUGCCGCGUCAGAUGGUGCCGCCCAGACUGCCGCGUGGAGGGCACCUGCCUGCCCCCCUGCUGCGUGGUGAGCAGCACACCCCCAACCUGCUGCCAGCUGCACCAUGCCCAGGCCUCCUGCUGCCGCCCAUCCUACUGUGGACAGUCCUGUUGCCGCCCAGCCUGCUGCUGCUACUGCUGCCCCCCAAGCUGCUCUGAGCCAAGCUGCUAAGAGCC
Messenger RNA from Myodes glareolus (Bank vole), 482 nucleotides. Its product is annotated as keratin-associated protein 9-3-like. Gene Ontology annotation, cellular component: keratin filament. Lineage: Eukaryota; Metazoa; Chordata; Mammalia; Rodentia; Cricetidae. The record is from RefSeq and is a predicted model, not a curated record.